Messenger RNA from Rhizoctonia solani, 4455 nucleotides. Its product is annotated as OPT oligopeptide transporter protein. The coding region runs from base 1 to 4455 and encodes 1484 amino acids. The record is from RefSeq and is a predicted model, not a curated record. Gene Ontology annotation, molecular function: protein binding; oligopeptide transmembrane transporter activity. Lineage: Eukaryota; Fungi; Basidiomycota; Agaricomycetes; Cantharellales; Ceratobasidiaceae. Gene Ontology annotation, cellular component: membrane. The transcript is spliced from 26 exons. Gene Ontology annotation, biological process: transmembrane transport.
AUGGAGGAGGCUACGUUCGUCAAGUCCCACGUCGCGGCCUUGUCUGGGUUACCCACGACGUAUCCAAACACGUUUGAGCCAGCUCCCGAAGAUUUUUCGCGCAAGUUACCGGUCGUUCCGAUUGAAAUACCCCCGCCUCCUGAGCGCAAGAACGCCCAGCCUAGUGCAAGUGGACAAAUAAACGUCACGGUCAAAUCCUUAAAGCCUGCGUUGGCGUUUCCCCUCGUUGUGCUCCCCACUGACUCCAUUGCCUCUAUCAAAGAGCAACUCGCUCAACACUCACGUGCUCCUCCUGCCGACGCCCAGCGCCUGUUGCUCAAGGGAAAGGCCCUCGCUGACAACAAGCUGCUCCAAGAAUACGAUAUAGGCGACGGCGCUACCAUCAAUCUGCUUAUCAAACCCGGUGUCGAGUGGACUGGCAUAGAACGCCCAAUGGCAACCUUGUCUGAGAAAUCGCCCAGCCAUUUACGGCUGCCCUCGCAGGAGAACAUUCCCUCGGUUGUGCUUUCUCCUAUUCCGGAUCCAGAGGGCAGGGCUCCUUCCCCGCACGCGCUCGCACUUGACGCGCCACCUCCUCCCAUAUCUUCCUCCGUGCGCCAAUCCUAUCACCAGACCAUCUCCAACCCCGCCUUCUGGGACAAGAUGCAAGCUUUUCUUUCUGCCGAGUUUUCAAACAGAGAGGAUGCCGACAACGCGUUCGAAGCAUUCCUCAUCGCGAGCAAGGAGCAGCUCACCGCCGGAGAAAUAGCCAAGAUACGCGACGCGACCGGCAACCUCGACCGGCAAUUGGGUGAUCGAUUGGACCAUGUGCUUCGAUGCACCAUAUGCUACCUCCAGCUCCCGGCGGACGUUUUCGGCAAACUUUCUCCACAGGGAUGCCGCUUGCCCCCCAUGGCUACACAACAACCAGAGCUCUCUGGGAUUGCGCCUGAAGGCUCCCGUUCUGUCCCCUCUAGCCCUCGGGACGAAAAGACGCCAAGCUUUGACGAGAAGAAAGAUAACGAAAAGUCCUUGGGUGUUCAUGAUUCAGAUCAUGGCCACACCGAUUCGUUCGGGGACGAAAAGCUCGAUCCACAUGAGCCUUUCCCAAUCGACCCAGAACAUGCCGAUGAAGAGUACCAACUAACUCUUCGUGCGCUUGUAGUUGGUUGGAUGCUCGGAGCUGUCGUCGGUGCCUCGAACAUCUACCUCGGUCUCAAGACCGGUUUCACAUUCGGUCCUCAACUAUUUGGUGCCAUCUUUGGUUUUGCCAUCCUCAAGCCCCUGUCCAAAGCAUUCACUUUGCAGUUUCUCCCUGGCUGGGUGUGGGGUGGUGAAUUCGGUCCCAAGGAGAAUUGUACAGUCCAGACUGCGGCCACCUCUGCUGGAGGCAUGGGCAUCAUCUUCGUUUCUGCUGUCCCUGCGAUGUACCGCAUGGGUUUGAUGUCGGAAUUCCCAGAUGCCGACGUAGGAAGGCGAGUAGAUGCAUUGAUCGCACUCACCGUUAGCGCCGCCUUCUUUGGUGUAUUCUUUGCAAUUCCGUUGCGCAAGUAUUAUAUCCUCAAGGAGAAGCUGAUGUUCCCUACCCCGACCGCCACCGCAUUCACGAUCCGCGCGCUUCAUGCGGGUCGCACCGGUGCCGAGGCCGCUCGGAAAAAAUCGAUCGGUCUUGCCAGCUCCUUCGGUGUCGCGUUUUGCUUCAAGGUCGCUGCUGGCUACCUCCCUGGCAUCAUCUGGGACUGGCACAUCGGUUGGACUUUCUACCGUCUCGGAUGGACGAACAUGAUCGAGCUCGACAACUUUGGCUGGUGGCCUGAAUUCACCCCUGCUUUCUUCGGUGCUGGUAUGCUUUCGGGUAUGAACGCCUCUUGGAGCUUCUUUGGAGGAUUCGUUCUCGCUUGGGGUAUCAUCGCUCCUUCACUCAUUUCUACUGGAGGUGCAGUCGGGAAACAACGCUCUCCCGACGAUUUCCCUGAAGUAUGGAGCUACCAGGCGAUGUCUUUCAAGACUCUCGAUGAAUAUGUUCACUCCCCUUCACCUCGCUACUGGCUUCUCUGGCCUGGUGUGCUUAUCAUGUUGGUCUACUCGUUUGCCGAGAUGUUCAUGAGCUCGCGCGCCGCAUUCAAGAGCUUUGGCAAGCUUGGCCCUGCUAUUGUCAAUAACAUCCGUCGCCUCAGGACUCGUGGAGAUCCGAACACCAUUCACCACGAAGAGGACAACGAUCCCACUCUCCCCGAAGAUCGUGUACCAGCAUGGGCGUGGGGCACUGGUCUUAUUCUCAGUUUGAUUAUGUCCUGUGCUCUCUUGGCUACUCAAUUCUCGCUCAACGUGGGAGAAGUCAUUCUUGCGCUUGUACUCGGUUUUAUUUUCUCGUUCAUUGGUGUCCAGUCUUCCGGUUACACCGAUAUCAACCCCGUUUCGACAGUCGCCAAGGCCUCUCAGCUCAUUUUCGGUGGUGUGACCAAGGGUACUGGUGCGGAGCUCAAGCCUGCGCAGGAAAUCAACUUGGUCGCGGGUAUCAUCGCUGCCGGUUCUGCCGCUCAGGCUUGUGAUAUGACUGGUGAUUUGAAGACCGGUCACCUUUUACGUGCCAAGCCCAAGAAUCAGUUUGUCGCUCAAGUCACCGGCUCAAUUGUGUCUGUCUUUUUGGGCGUUGGCUUGUUCGUGCUCUUUACCAAGGCAUCUCCUUGCAUCUUGUACCCACCUGAGGAUGGUAUCUGCUCCUAUGGUGCUCCAUCCGUGGCCGCAUGGCAAGCUGUCGCAACUGCUGUUACUGCCGAUAAACUCCCCAUCCCUCCAUCGAGUGGAUACACCGCUAUUGGUCUCUCCAUAGCAGCUGUUAUCACCGUUGUCAUCAAACACCUCUGGAUCCCGCGCAAGUACUGGGGCUACAUCCCCAACUGGAAUGCCAUUGGUCUUGCGUUUGUCGUUCCUCAGACGUACUAUGGCACUGCCAUGGCCGCUGGCGCGACUUUCAACUACCUCUGGGAGCGCCGCAACCCUCGCAGCUUUGACAUGUACAUGUUCCCGAUUUCGGCGGGCAUGCUUGCGGGCGAGGGUCUCGGAGGUGUGCUCCUCGCGCUGUUGUCUGUCGCAGGAGUUGGUGCAGAUGGUGUCAAGUAUGGCACAUCUGUGGGUUGCACGAGCCGAACUCAGCAUACAAAUCCUGCUCAGGGUACUGCUAAAGGCGAACAGUCAUGGGAGGUCUUUCUGGACUCGACCGACGAUCCCAAGCAUCGAAAAACGGCGCGCAAAUGGCUUAUUGUAUUCGUCUUGUCAACCUCGUCAACGUGCGUAACGUGCGCCUCGUCUGUUGCAGCCAUGGCGCGUCCAGGCAUUCAAAGAGAGUUUGGAGUUUCGUCACCUGUUGCAAUCCUCGGAAUUUCCUUGUUCGUGGAGGGUUUAGGGAUUGGUCCUUUGCUUCUGGGUCCGCUCUCCGAGUUCUUUGGCCGUCGACACAUCUACUGGGUUUCUUUCUUGUUCUUUGUGUUGUUGAAUCUCCCAGUUGCAUUUGCUCCGAAUAUUGUGGUCUAUCUUAUUUUUCGUUUCUUGACUGGAUUCUCUGGAGCGGCUUUCCUUAGUGUAGCCGGCGGGUCAGUCGCAGACUUGUUCUCCAAUGAUAAAGUGGCCAGUCCUAUGGCACUCUACACGAUUAGCCCGUUCAUCGGACCAGUCCUGGGGCCCGCAUUCUCAGGAUUCAUCAACCAAAACACCACUUGGCGCUGGACAUUUUACACCAUGAUUAUUUGGGCGACGGUACAGCUCGUUGAGCUUUAUCUGCUUGUUCCAGAAACAUACGAACCCGUGCUCCGAGUGAAAAAGGCGCGAAUGUUAAGAAAAACGACAGGGGAUGAUAGAUGGUGGGCACCGCUUGAGAAGAGUAACAAGAGCAUUAUCCGGACUAUAAUAGCGAGUUGUUAUAAACCAUUUGAAAUUCUGGCAUUCGAGCCCAUGGCCCUCUUGCUGGAUAUAUGGUGUGCUCUACUUCUUGGAAUCCUGUACCUUUGCUUCACUGCAUUCCCUACAAUCUUUGGCACCAACCACGGCUUCAACACCCAGUCUGUUGGAUUAUCGUUUAUCGGGAUAGGUAUUGGGAUGAUUUUUGCCUUGGCGUCUCAACCCUUUUGGAAUCGUUUACAAGCUAGGUACAACGAACGGCAUCAAGGGGCGCCCCCUCCGGAAACUCGCCUAUUUAUCGCUUUUACUACCCCUCGGAGCGUUCACUGGGUGGUGCCUAUCAUCGCGUCUAUUCCUUUUGGAACAGGGACUGUAUACGUAUUUACUUCCGUAUUUACUUUCCUGGUGGUCGCGUAUAGGCCCUAUGCCGCAUCUGCUAUGGCAGGAAAUUCCUUCUUGCGGUCCGCGUUCGCCGCGGCCUUCCCUUUGAUUUCUGGACCGAUGUACAAUCGACUCGGCACGGUGGGCGCGACUGCCCUGUUGGCAGGGUUAACUGUAUUGAUGGCACCUCUUCCGUGA